Lecanosticta acicola is the source of this 1947-nucleotide messenger RNA. NCBI's taxonomy places the organism in Eukaryota, Fungi, Ascomycota, Dothideomycetes, Mycosphaerellales, Mycosphaerellaceae. The record is from the annotation of a GenBank genome assembly.
AUGGAAGAAUCACGACCGAUGAGGCGGAAGGACACCACCAAGGGCCCGCCGCUGCGCAUCCUCUCGCUCGAUGGCGGCGGCAUCCGAGGCUAUUCCAUGCUCAUCAUCCUGCAAGAGCUCAUGCACCGGACGUUCGUAGAAACGGAGGGCCGAGCGCCCAAGCGGCACGAAAUCCCCAAGCCCUGCGACCAUUUCGAUCUCAUAGCGGGGACGGGGACGGGCGGACUGAUCGCCAUCAUGCUGGGCAGGUUGAGGCUGGACCUGGAUACCUGCAAAGAGGUGUACGUGCGCAUGACGAGGAGGGUCUUUGAGACGGACAAGACCUUUCUGGGCAUGCCGUACAAGGGCACCAUGUUCAAGGCGAGCAAGUUGGAAGAAGUGAUUCGAGAGGUCGCGAGAGAGCACACCGUCUUCGAUGACGAGGGGAAUGACGCACUCGCAAAUGCCACACCCAUGACUCCAGCCACGCCUACGAGCGCCAGCACGGGCGCACCUCAGAGAUCGAUGAGCCAGAGCAGCAGGUAUAGCGGUAGCAGCAGGUAUAGCCAGAUGAGCGUGGGCCCCAUGAGCGGCAGCCGCGGUAUGGGCUCUCUGCACCUCGGCAACCCGAAUGCUCUGCUAUAUGACACGAGGGAGAAUCGGACCAAGACCGCCGUCACGGCGGUCUUGAAGGGCACAUCCGUAAUCACGCUUCUGAGAUCCUACGACUCCCGGAAAGAACCCGCACCCGACGUCAACUGCACCAUCUGGCAAGCCGGCCGGGCGACUUCGGCCACCCAGAUGGCUUUCAAGCCCAUCCAAAUCGGGCAGUCCUUGUAUCUGGAUGAAGGUGCCGGGAAAUACAACCCUUCGCCGCAGAUUCUAGAUGAGGCGGUGCAGAACGAGUGGCCCGGCCGAGAAGUCGGGAUCUUCGUGAGCAUCGGGACCGGCAAACGACCCCCUGGCACCGGAGCAAGACAACACGAAUGGUGGGAGGACUUCCUCGGGGGAAGCAUGGGCGAUUUCGCCGAGGCAAGGAGGAGGUUGAUCAUGAAACUGGAAGGAUGUGAGGAAUCUCACCGAUACAUGGUCCGAGAGCAUCUUGCGGCGAGAGGAGUGAGCCCCGAGAACUACUUCCGACUGAAUGUCGAGAUCGGCGUGGGCGAGUUCGGCAUGAACGAAUGGCAUCGAUUGUCGGAGAUCAGCACCAACACGAGAUCCUAUCUCUCCAAGAACGACGUGCAAGCGCUCAGUCUGGGGGCAGCGGCGAAGCUGGCCAAGAUCCACAUAACCCGAACCCGCCAUGAGCGAGCGGAAGCCAGGAGAGCAGCUGGACACGACGGACUUGGAUUCGGAAAUGGCCAGUGGCAGCAGCAGCAGCAGCAGCAGCAGCAGCACAAUCCGUGGGAGAGACCACUCCCGACAUCGCCAGCUCCGACUCAAUUCGCCGUCGAACUACCGGGUGACGACACUUUCCGCCCGGGACAACACUUCGACAAUCAUCGCUCCAGUGCCGGGGAAUCGUAUCCCAUGGGCCCGGAUUCCUACUACAUCCAUCGAGCGGACCAGAAAUUCCGACAACAACAACAACACCACCACUCCCCGUCAGCGAACUCCGUACGUCCCCCUUCGGAACACCAAUCCCUCCGCUUCUCCAGCGACGCCUAUCAGGUCGGCCCCGGCUCGCCCCGGCACAGCCAGGAAUCCGCAUUCCCAUCAUCACCACCACCACCACCACCCCCCGUGCCCCCCAAGACGCCCGUCAACGCCGCGGCAAAUGGGCUGCCGUAUCCGGACUCGCCGCAGACCCCGCCGCCAGCAGCAGCAGCAGCAGCAGCAGCAGCGGGAGGAGGAGCACCGCGAACUUUCAUGAACAUGGGCGAACUGGGGAGGAAACUACCCUACCCGGACGUCCAGGGACCGCCUCCGCCGGUGAAUAUGGAUAACAAACCGACCAUGACGCAAUGA